AUGUCGUUGCCACCUCAAAGACCAUCGUUGGUACCACGAGAGAAUCGCAAACAAUUGUUUGAUGCAAACUAUAUCGCCGAUUGGUUGAACACGUCGUUUCCAGUUUUGAGUGUAACACCAGAACACAUCACUAAGCCGACG
Molecule: messenger RNA, 141 nt
Organism: Anisakis simplex (herring worm)
Lineage: Eukaryota; Metazoa; Nematoda; Chromadorea; Rhabditida; Anisakidae
Source: the annotation of a GenBank genome assembly